AAAAGAGACAGAAAUGAGAGGGGAGGGGAUAGAGGAUUCCUGAACAGAGACCGCACCCAUGACCCACGUGACCCUGGGAAAUGCUCCUACCCUGAGAGGCGGCUCAGCACAGAAGGAGGAAGGACAGCAGAGCCAACAGUCACAGCAGCCCUGACUAGAGCAUUCCUGGAGUUCAAGCUCCUCUACACAGAGGAGGACAGAGAAGACAGCAGAGACCAUGGGGCCCCCCUCAGCCCCUCCCUGCAGAAUGUGUGUCCCCUGGAAGGAGGUCCUGCUCACCGCCUCACUUCUAACCUUCUGGAACCCGCCCACCACUGCCCAGCUCACUAUUGAAUCCAGGCCGUUCAAUGUCGCAGAGGGGAAGGAGGUUCUUCUACUUGCCCACAAUCUGCCCCAGAAUACUUUAGGCUUCAGCUGGUACAAAGGGGAAAGAGUGGAUGCCAAACGUCUAAUUGUGGCAUAUGUAAUAGGAACUCAACAAACUACCCCAGGGCCUGCAUACAGCGGUCGAGAGAGAAUAGACUCCAAUGCAUCCCUGCUGAUCCAGAACGUCACCCAGAAUGACGCAGGAUCCUACACCCUACAAGUCAUAAAGCAAGAUCUUGUGACUGAAGAAGCAACUGGCCAGUUCCGGGUAUACCCGGAGCUGCCCAAGCCCUACAUCACCAUCAACAACUCCAACCCCGUGGAGGACAAGGAUGCUGUGACCUUCACCUGUGAACCUGACAUUCAUAACACAACCUACCUGUGGUUGGUAAAUGGUCAGAGCCUCCCGGUCAGUCCCAGGCUGCAGCUGUCCAAUGGUAACAGGACCCUCACUCUACUCAGCGUCAAAAGGAAUGAUGCAGGAGGCUACGAAUGUGAAAUACAGAACCCAGUGAGUGCCAACCUCAGUGACCCAGUCAUCCUGAAUGUCCUCUAUGGCCCAGAUGUCCCCACCAUUUCCCCCUCAAACUCCAAUUACCGUCCAGGGGAAAAUCUGAACCUCUCCUGCCACGCAGCCUCUAACCCACCUGCACAGUACUCUUGGUUUGUCAAUGGGACGUUCCAGCAAUCCACACAAGAGCUCUUUAUCCCCAACAUCACUGUGAAUAAUAGCGGAUCCUAUAUGUGCCAAGCCCAUAACUCAGUCACUGGCCUCAAUAGGACCACAGUCAUGAUGAUCACAGUCUCUGGAAGUGCUCCUGGCCUCUCAGCUGUGGCCACUGUCGGCAUCAUGUUUGGAGUGCUGGCCAGGGUGGUUCUAAUAUAGCAGCCCCGGUGUAUUUUCGGUGUUUUAGGAAGACUGGCAGUUUUUAUUAUCCUGUAGAUUGGACUGGACCCUGAAUUCUUCUAGCUCCUCCAAUCCCAUUUUAUCCCAUCGAACCACUAAGAACAAGGUCUGCUCUGUUCCUGAACCCCUGAAUGCUGGAGAUGGACAACUCAAUGGAAAUUUAAAGGGAAAACCUUCAUGCCUGAGGUGUGGGCCACUCAGAGACUUCAUGUAACUAGAGACACUCAAACUGCAAACCACGACAAGAAAUCGACAACUUCACGCUGUGGACAGCUUUUCCCAAGAUGUCAAACAAGACUCCCCAUCAUGAUAAGGCUCUUACCUCUUUUAAUUUGUCCUUGCUUAUGCCUGCCUCUUUUGCUUGGCAGGAUAAUGCUGUCAUUAGUAUUUCACAAGAAGUAGCUUCGGAGGGUGACUUAACAGAGUGUCAGAUCUAUCUUGUCAAUCCCAGUGUUGUAUAUAAAAGGUUCUUUAGUCCACCCAAUGGCUGACAUUAGCAGCAUCUUUAACACAACUGUUUGUUCAAAUGUAUAGUGGGGUCCUUUUCAGAGUUGGACUUCUAGACUCACCUGUUCUCACUCCCUGUUUUUGUUUAACCCAGCCAUGCAAUGCCAAAUAAUGGAAUUGCUCCCUACCAACUGAACAGGGAGGAGUCUGUGCAGUUUCUGACACUUCUUGUUGAACAUGGCUAAAUACAAUGGGUAUCACUGAGAAUAAAUUGUAGAAAUUAACAAAUGUGCUGCUUCGUUAAAAUUGCUAGACUCGUCGGGCUCGUUCUUUGUUCUAUUUUAGUUGGUUUGCAUCUUGCCUAUCCAACUCUUGGUAUUACCCUCCUAAUAGUCACACUAGUAGUCAUACUUCCUGGUGUAGUGUAAUCUCUAAAAGCUUUAAAUGUUUGCAUGCAGCCAGCCAUCGAAUAGUGAAUGGUCUCUUUGGCUGGAAUUACAAACCUCAAAGAAAUGCGUCAUCAGCAGAACAUCCUAACCUAUGAAGGUACCCUAGAGCUUAAAGUAUAAUUUAAAAAAAAAAAACAAAACCUAUGAAGGAUAAAAGCCCCAAAUGGUGGUAACUUAUAAGAGCACUAAUGCUUUAAGGUUUGGUCACACUGUCACCGAGGUGAGCGCAUAGAGCCAGUCAUGCUAAAUGCUACAUACUCCAACUGAAAUUUUAAGGAAGCAAAUAGAUCCAAAACAGACCAAUUAAAAAAAAAAAAAAAAAAA
Molecule: messenger RNA, 2493 nt
Organism: Chlorocebus sabaeus (green monkey)
Lineage: Eukaryota; Metazoa; Chordata; Mammalia; Primates; Cercopithecidae
Product: cell adhesion molecule CEACAM6
Biological process (GO): signal transduction; regulation of immune system process
Cellular component (GO): plasma membrane; cell surface
Molecular function (GO): protein tyrosine kinase binding
Source: RefSeq, a predicted model, not a curated record